AUGCCUCCGGUGGCGACGGCACUCUUCCCACAUUCAAAGGCGGACAAAGAAGCCGCCGUCGAGCUGCUGUCCGAGUGCGGCGGCACAUGGGCCUACGUCCAGUUGGUCUUAGAUAUUUCCUCCUGGCUCAUCGUUCCAUGCACUGCUUGGUCUACCACGCCUUGGAUCUUCGGAUUAGCAUUCGGUCCGAUGGUGAUUAUGUCCUUGGUGCAACAGCAAGAGAAAGGUCAUUUUCAGACGUUUUUGAGCUCGGCGCUGCCGGUGCUGAUGUUCUUGCCUUCUGGGCAGGCAUUGCUCAGUAAACGGGCUUUGGGCGCAUUGCUACGUCUCGCUUGCUUGCUUUGCUGUUUCUUGGCGCUUAGGGCCAAUGAUGAGCAGUUUGGGGCACAUUACGGUCAGGACAUGCACGAGGAUUUCCAUAAUUCUCACGCUCUGGGAUGCGACUUCGCGCAGGCGCCCUCUUGGCUGCAGCCCUGUUGCGCCUCGCAGCAGAUCAACCUGACGACGUUUUUCCAGUGUCAGGAAGACCUGCCUUGGUAUCGACAGACAAGCUGUCGCACACAGGCAGCCGCGGUCUGCCAGGCACCGGGCACCAGGCCCACCAGGAUUUGGAUUAUCUUUUGGCCGCUCCUAGCAAUUCUAGGAUUGUUACCGGCUCAAUGCUGUCUGUACACGUGGCUUGGGGUGCAACCCAAUGCAGGCAGGACAUAUGAAGCAGCUAUCCGCAUGGUGCAGGAGUCGUCCAAAGCAACCCGCCUCCGGCAGAUCAAGCUGCACUGUUUGAUUCUGGUGUGGAUGUUGGACCUUGUGAGCGACUUUCACACAUUGUGCAUCUUUCUUUUCUUCCACCACUACGCUUUCUUCAGCCUGGGCUUCCUGGUCUUUGUUGGGACGCGGUCUGUCGGGAGUUUGACGACGUUGAGGCUGGAAUAUGAAAGAUCCAGUUCGCUUGGACAGACAACAGAUGCGCUACGUGACAUACUGCUGCCACAGAAAACCGUGGAAGCUCCUGUGUUCCUUCUGCUGCAGUACUACGCCUCGUAUUACCUUUGUGCCAGCGGGGUUUAUGCAAUGGCCUCGGUCACUUUGUCGUCGUUGCUUAGCCUCUGCACCACUGCAGAUGCAGCCUACGGCCUGCUUCUUGUAGACCCCACAGCCCGGCAGAUCCGUGAGCGCGUCCACCAGCUUGAGGCGCUCACGGAGGCUGGAGUUGACAUCCACGAGCAUGAGCCCACCACGAUGGUGGAAAUCUGA
This is a messenger RNA of Symbiodinium sp. CCMP2592, 1254 nucleotides long. Lineage: Eukaryota; Dinophyceae; Suessiales; Symbiodiniaceae. The record is from the annotation of a GenBank genome assembly.